AUGACUGAAGAAGAUGCGGAUUAUGCUAUGCGAAUCAUGAAUAUGAUCAAACUCUACGGAAAACCAAUUCGCGUGAAUAAAGCAUCAGCAAAUCAGAAGAAUUUGGACAUCGGAGCAAACAUUUUCAUUGGGAAUCUGGACCCUGAGGUCGAUGAAAAAUUGUUGUACGACACGUUCAGUGCAUUUGGUGUGAUUUUACAAACACCGAAAAUUAUGCGUGACCCGGAGACAGGGAACUCUAAGGGUUAUGCUUUCAUUAAUUUUGCCAGCUUUGAGGCCAGUGAUGCCGCCAUUGAGGCUAUGAACGGACAGUAUCUGUGCAAUCGUGCUAUCACAAUAUCUUACGCAUUCAAGAAAGAUAGCAAAGGGGAGCGUCAUGGAUCUGCUGCCGAGCGGCUGCUCGCAUUCCAAAGCCCCUUAUCGCAAGCCGAGCGUCCUCAUCAGUUGUUUGCAGACGCUCCUCCUCCCCCUCCUCCACCACCACCGCCGCCAAGCUUGCUGGCUUCAAAUUUGGCUCCAACCGCUCCUACUUUAUCGUCUCUUGCUAUUCCACCGUUGUCAGUAACAUCGUUAAUCUUGCCACCACCGCCACCUCCUCCACUCCAAACCACUCUCGUUGGUUUUACAUCAUCCGGUAUGCCACCACCGCCACCUCCACCACCGGUGGUUCCCGUCUCUUCAGUGUCCGUCACUUCGGGUACGCUUCAGCCGCCACCUCCACCACCUCCUCCACCCCCGUCGGUGACAGUAAGCAACACUGGUGCAUUCCCUGGCCCACCACCUCCUCCACCGCCACCAUUCCAAACAUUCUCACUUCCACCGGUUUCGAAUGUCAGUGGUGUACCGCCGCCUCCGCCACCUCCACCGGCGUUUCCGAAUGCCGUUACGGGCAAUCUUCUUCAUCCCCCAAGUUUAUAA
Messenger RNA from Echinostoma caproni, 918 nucleotides. Lineage: Eukaryota; Metazoa; Platyhelminthes; Trematoda; Plagiorchiida; Echinostomatidae. The record is from the annotation of a GenBank genome assembly.